Molecule: messenger RNA, 693 nt
Organism: Guillardia theta CCMP2712
Lineage: Eukaryota; Cryptophyceae; Pyrenomonadales; Geminigeraceae
Exons: 12
Coding region: 1-693 (230 amino acids)
Biological process (GO): snRNA modification
Molecular function (GO): O-methyltransferase activity; RNA methyltransferase activity; snRNA binding
Source: RefSeq, a predicted model, not a curated record
AUGCAGCAGACGAGGGUUCAUCAAGAGGAAGGAAGAAGAAGUUUAUCUAUGGAAAUUAUGAUUCCUACUAUUCUUAUCGAAACCCUGGUGCCUCAGAAGACCCUCGGAAAUCGCUGCAACAUUUUCUCCUCGGCACAUCAUGGGGGUCGACAUAGAUCCUUCGUUGGUUCAAAAGGCAAGGGUGAACUUGAAGUGGUCUGCGGUCAAAAGAUCGGUGAUGACCAGCAUCCAGGAUCCGAUGUGCGUGCGAAUCGUGGGCCAGUCACGAACAACCUCCCGGAUUCAGACACUCAUCCGUUUGAGUUUCCGUACAAUUGUAGCUUUCGAAAGGAAGACUACACCGAAGAUGAUGAUUAUGACUGCAUCUAUGAUACAAUAAUCUGUCUGAGUGUGACAAAGUGGAUACAUUUUAAUCAUGGGGAUGGAGGCAUUAAGCGCCUCUUUGACAAAGUCUACAAGUCUCUAGCGCCUGGAGGAUGUUUUGUCUUGGAAAUCCAGGAAUGGUCAUCGUACAAGAAGAAAAAGAGCCUUACAGAAUCAUUCAAGAAGAAUGUGGCAGCAAUCACACUCCGUCCUGAACACUUUCAGGAGUAUCUUGUCAAGAACGUCGGAUUUGCGAGUGUAAAGACGCUGCGAGUGCCGGCAGGAGCUAGCGAGGGCUUCCAUCGGCCGCUCUUGGCGUUCUUUAAAUGA